Molecule: messenger RNA, 837 nt
Organism: Suhomyces tanzawaensis NRRL Y-17324
Lineage: Eukaryota; Fungi; Ascomycota; Pichiomycetes; Serinales; Debaryomycetaceae
Product: transcription factor TFIIE subunit
Exons: 1
Coding region: 1-837 (278 amino acids)
Biological process (GO): transcription initiation at RNA polymerase II promoter
Cellular component (GO): transcription factor TFIIE complex
Source: RefSeq, a predicted model, not a curated record
AUGUCAGAUCUUUCUGCUCAGUUAUCAGCAUUCAAGAACAAAAUCAAGAGUGGGCCUUCGGUCACGGUGGCCAGGCGUCCUGUGAAUCCAAUCCAGAAACCUUCAUCCCCUGUGAUAACGAAGCCAAAAAUUGAAAAUGGAGGAACCAAGCGUUCAGGACCUGAUUCUCUCACUGAAGCUAUCAAGAGGCAGAAGGUGUCUAUGGGUGAGAUAUCUGGGUCCCACUUGUCGACCCAGUUGCACUUGGCAGUGGAAUUUGUCAAGCAGCAUGACCACCCCGUUUCCUUAGCCAAGCUCCAGAACUACUUAUCGAUGGAUGUUAGCCACAACUUACUCCCUCUUCUUAAGGAGAUCGAUAGGCUCAAGUACGACCCAGAAACCAGUACUUUGGAGUACGUUUCGUUGCAUAACAUAAGAAAUUCAUCUGAUUUAUUGAAUUAUUUGUGGCCACAACCCACCUUUAAAGGCACUUCUGUGAAGGAAUUGAGAGAUGGGUGGAGUGGCUGUCUUGCUGCUAUAACUGAGCUCGAAUCUGAGAACAAAAUUUUGGUUUUAAGAAACAAGAAGGAAAAUGCUCCAAGAUUGAUCUGGGCAAAUCUUGGAGGCCCAUUAGGAACUGUUGAUGAAGAGUUCAAGGAUAUGUGGAGUACUGUGAAAUUACCGGAUAACUUGUACCAAGCCUUAAUUGAUCAAAAUUUGAAACCAACUGGUGCGGAUCCAAAUUUACUCAUAAAGAAGCCUCAACAGCAAGAGAAGAAGCAAAAGAAGGCAAGAAGGGGAAAGAUCACAAACACACACAUGAAGGGGGUCUUAAAGGAUUACUCCCAGUUGGUCUAA